Molecule: messenger RNA, 1699 nt
Organism: Papaver somniferum (opium poppy)
Lineage: Eukaryota; Viridiplantae; Streptophyta; Magnoliopsida; Ranunculales; Papaveraceae
Product: pentatricopeptide repeat-containing protein At5g48730, chloroplastic-like
Exons: 3
Coding region: 61-1617 (518 amino acids)
Molecular function (GO): protein binding
Source: RefSeq, a predicted model, not a curated record
AUGGACAAUAAUUCAAUUUCCACGUGAUAAUAAGUAGAAGAAGAAAGGAGUAUCUGAAUCAUGGCUUCUUCUUCUUGUUGUUUCAGUGGAAGUUCAAUUUCUUCUGCAUAUCAUCAUCAUGACAGACCCCCAUAUAUGAAACCAAAAUUUAUCCAAUCCCAACCCAUUUCAAAUCAAAAUGACCCAUAUUCUUCUUUAACAUCCAUUACUACUACUUGUACAGCAAAAAACAGCAGAAAUGUGAGAGGGGAAAGAGAUAGAGAGAAUCUAGAGAGAGAAUCUAGAGAAAGAAAAGAAGAAGUGAAUAAUAAGAUAGCUUCUAAAAAAGCUAUAUCUGUAAUACUGAGAAGAGAAGCAACUAAAGCUAUAAUUGAAAAGAAAAAAGGCCCCACCAAUUCUAAGAAACUCUUACCUAGAACUCUUCUUGAAGCUCUUCAUGAAAGAAUCUCUGCCUUGCGUUGGGAAUCUGCUCUCAAGGUAUUUGAGCUACUGCAAGAGCAGCUAUGGUACCGCCCUAAUCCUGGUAUAUACAUAAAGCUCAUAGUCAUGCUUGGUAAAUGCAAGCAACCCGACAAGGCCCAAGAGCUUUUUCAGUCUAUGAUUGAUGAAGGUUGUAUGGCGAAUCAUGAGUCAUACACGGCACUAGUUUCAGCCUACAGUAGGACUGGCCUCUUGCAUCAAGCCUUUUCUCUCCUCGAACAAAUGAAGGUUACACCUGGUUGUAAGCCCGACGUUUUCACUUACUCCAUUCUCAUAAAAUCUUGUCUGCAAGUCUUUGCUUUCGACCAUGUGCAAACUCUGCUCUCUGACAUGGCAGAACAAGGUGUCAAGCCCAAUACCAUCACAUACAACACCCUCAUCGAUGCCUAUGGGAAAGCAGGCAGGUUUGGAGAGAUGGAAUCUACACUCAUGGAAAUGCUUCUGGAGCAAGAGUGUCAACCUGAUGUUUGGACCAUGAACUCGACUCUUAGAGCUUUUGGUGGCAGUGGGCAGAUUGAGACAAUGGAGAGAUGCUAUGAGAAGUUCCAGAGCGCAGGUAUCCGUCCCAGCAUUAAAACUUUCAACAUACUCCUGGAUUCAUAUGGAAAGGCUGGUAGUUACGAAAAGAUGAGUGCAGUGAUGGAGUAUAUGCAAAAAUACUACUUCUCGUGGACAAUUGUAACCUACAAUGUGGUAAUAGACGCAUUUGGGAGAGCUGGAGACCUAAAACAGAUGGAAUACUUGUUCAGGCUAAUGAGAUCUGAAAGGAUUAAACCGAACUGUGUCACACUCUGCUCACUUGUUAGAUCAUACGGAAGAGCAGGAGCGAAGGAAAAGAUUGAAGGUGUUAUAAGGUUCAUUGAGAACUCAGAUAUACUGCUGGAUACUGUGUUUUUUAACUGUUUGGUUGAUGCCUAUGGAAGGUUAGGCUGUUUAGCUGAGAUGAGACAAGUGUUGGAAAUGAUGGAAAAGAGUGGCUGCAAACCUGGUAAAGUUACAUACAGCACCAUGAUCAAAGCUUAUACCAGUAACGGUGUAAGUAGUCGUGCGAAAGAGCUUCAAGAUAUCAUCGGCAGACAAUAUGUGAAUAGACGUGACAGUAAACUAUCACAGAUCGACGAGCCUCAUUUUCAUUAACAUAUGUAAUUUAUAAGUGUAUAAUGUAUUGUACUCCCUCCAUUGCAGGAAAAAAGAAAAAUCCUAUUUACACAAUUUUUAA